AGAAUGACUGAGUAUAAGUUAGUCGUGGUUGGAGCUGGAGGUGUUGGAAAGAGUGCACUCACCAUUCAGCUGAUCCAGAAUCACUUUGUGGAUGAAUAUGAUCCAACUAUUGAGGAUUCCUAUAGAAAACAGGUGGUAAUUGAUGGGGAGACAUGCCUGUUGGAUAUUUUGGAUACGGCUGGUCAGGAGGAGUACAGUGCAAUGAGAGAUCAGUACAUGAGGACAGGAGAGGGCUUCCUCUGUGUCUUUGCCAUCAACAACACUAAGUCUUUUGAGGACAUUCAUCAGUACAGGGAACAGAUCAAAAGGGUUAAGGACUCAGAUGAUGUGCCCAUGGUGCUUGUGGGUAACAAGUGUGAUCUGCCUGCUCGUACUGUGGACACACGACAAGCGCAGGAAUUGGCACGCAGCUAUGGCAUCCCGUACAUAGAGACUUCGGCCAAGACCCGACAGGGAGUAGAAGAUGCGUUUUACACACUGGUACGUGAGAUCAGACAGCACAAACUGAGGAAGCUAAACCCUCCUGAUGACAACGGUCAAGACUGUCUGAAUUGCCGCUGUGUUGUCUCAUGAUCAUCGUGGGCCGGGAUAACAGGUCAGACUUUAGAGGCAGU
Chanos chanos (milkfish) is the source of this 614-nucleotide messenger RNA. RefSeq names its product HRas proto-oncogene, GTPase b (gene hrasb). Gene Ontology annotation, cellular component: membrane. The record is from RefSeq and is a predicted model, not a curated record. The transcript has 5 exons. Lineage: Eukaryota; Metazoa; Chordata; Actinopteri; Gonorynchiformes; Chanidae. The coding region runs from base 4 to 573 and encodes 189 amino acids. Gene Ontology annotation, biological process: signal transduction. Gene Ontology annotation, molecular function: GTP binding; GTPase activity.